This is a messenger RNA of Macadamia integrifolia, 1244 nucleotides long. RefSeq lists its product as uncharacterized. The transcript has 3 exons. Lineage: Eukaryota; Viridiplantae; Streptophyta; Magnoliopsida; Proteales; Proteaceae. The record is from RefSeq and is a predicted model, not a curated record. Bases 59 to 1066 code for a protein of 335 amino acids.
ACGAACAGAAGAAGCAGACAAAGAGAGAGGGAUCAUCUAGAGAGAGAGAGAGAGAGAGAUGGGAAUGAGAGAUGAGAAGAGGUUUAUGUUUCUCAUCUUUCUUCUUCUGCUGUUUGUUGCAAGCUUGCUUUUCUAUCUUUGGGGGAACGCAGUUCAUCAACGGAGCACCAUUAAGUCACUGCAGACUCAGUCUAAUAGAGACCGUAUAGAGCUGAACAAUAUGUUAAGGAGAGCUUCCAUGGAAGAUAGGACUGUAAUCCUGACCACCAUUAACAAAGCAUAUGCAGGUCCUGGUUCUAUCCUAGACCUCUUCCUUGAGAGCUUCCAUAUUGGUGAAAGGACCAAAGGCCUUUUGAAUCACCUGCUAAUCUUAGCAAUGGAUCAGGAGGCUUUUGAUAGGUGCAAGGCUAUACACCCUCACUGCUACCCCCUCACUACAACUGGUGUUGAUUUUAGUGCUGAGAAACAGUUCAUUACUAGAGAUUAUUUCAAGCUCAAGUGGAAGAGGAUUGAGAUCUUGCGAACCAUCCUUGAAUUGGGCUACAGUUUCAUCUUCACGGAUGCAGAUGUGAUGUGGUUAAGAAAUCCAUUUCUACACUUCAGCCCCAGCGGCAAGUUUCACAUUGCCUAUGACUAUCACAUAGACAAUCCAACAGAGAUAAGGAAUGACAUCAAUGGAGGAUUCAACUAUGUUAGAUCAGACGCCGUAUCAAUUGAGUUCUUCAGAUACUGGCAUAUGUCGAAGGUUUUGUAUCCGGGGUAUAGUGAUCAAUCUGUCUUACAAAUCAUAAGAAAUGAUAUGGUCAAUGCACAGAUGAUAGGUUUGGGGUUUAAGUAUCUAGACACAAGCUACUUUGGGGGAUUUUGUGAGCCAAGUGAAGAUAUGAACAAGGUAUGCACAAUGCGUGCAGACUGCUGUGAAGGCAUUGAAAGGAAGUUCCAUGACCUCAAACUUGUUCUUGAAGACUGGAGGAACUUCACUAAAUUGUCAACUGAGGAGAAAAGAUUGUGGGCAUCUUCUUCUUCAACUUCUCCCUGGAGAGCUCCAAGUUUAUGCAAAAGUUAACAUUUAUUUCUCUUUUGAGUAUGUUUUCAUUAAGGACUUGCAUCAAUAAUUGGUUUAGUUCGAGCAAUUCUAGCUCUGAACCAGAUGCCUGGAUCAUCCAAUUAGACUAAUAACUGGGUUACAAAGCAGCCAUAUGAACAUUCCAAUUUAAGGUCUAAUACUGGGCAACUUUUCACAA